Messenger RNA from Lolium rigidum, 1247 nucleotides. RefSeq lists its product as uncharacterized. The coding region runs from base 58 to 882 and encodes 274 amino acids. Gene Ontology annotation, molecular function: protein binding. The transcript has 2 exons. NCBI's taxonomy places the organism in Eukaryota, Viridiplantae, Streptophyta, Magnoliopsida, Poales, Poaceae. The record is from RefSeq and is a predicted model, not a curated record.
CCCACACUGCCAGUCCGCUCCACAACCUGAGAUAUUUUCCUCUCUCUCCCGGCCGCCAUGCUGCUGCGGAGCGCCUCCUCGCCGCUGCUCAACGCGGCGCGCGCGCCGGCCGUGGCGGCAGACCACGCCAACCUCGUGAUGGUGCCGGCGGCGUCGCCGGCGGGGCAUCGCCAGGGGUCCCUCUGCCGCGCAUUGUCCGAGACCGAUCUGCUGGCUUCAGUCCCCAUCCCGGCCGCAAGAACCUCAUCCGCCCCCGCCGUCUUCGUCGAGGAGGACGAGGACGCGCUGCAGGAGGAUUCCGAAGACGAGGACGUCUUCCGCCGGCUGCUACUGACGAGCGCGGGGCUGGACCUGGACGCCGCCGCCGCGGGGCGGGAGGAGGCCGCGCUGUCGCUCCUCGAGGGCGUCGGGGGAGGCGGCGGGCGCGGGAGGGCGUGCCGCGGCGGGCGCGGCGGCGAUGGCGACGGACACGACGGCAGCGGCGCCGCCGACGCGCACUACCGGCGCAUGAUCAGGGCCAACCCGGGCAACUCGCUGCCGCUCGGGAACUACGCCAGGUACCUCAAGGAAGUCGAAGGGGAUGCGGCGAGGGCGCAGGAGUACUGCGAGCGCGCCAUCGUCGCCGACCCCGGCGACGGCGACGCCCUCGCGCUCUACGCCGGGCUCGUCUGGGAGACCAGCCGCGACGCCCAGCGCGCCGACGCCUACUACAGCCGCGCCGUCCAGGCCGCGCCCGACGACUGCUACGUGCUGGGAUCCUACGCCGGCUUCCUGUGGGACGCCGAGGAGGAAGACGAUCUCAACGACGACGAACAGCACCCUCCGGUGACGCCGCCGUUCUUCGGGGCAGCUCAGCCACCCUCCGUCAGAGCGGCAUCUUAGACGAAGAAUCGGUCUCACUGCCAGUGAACAAACCGCGUCUGGAAGAGCGACGUGCCACAGUGACGGCGGCCUCUGAGGCGAGCCACCGUCGACGCCGGCCAGCUCCGUAGACUGAAUAAACUAAGUCAGGCUACCUGCAUGAUGAAUCUGGAUUCUGGAAGAGCGCUACCCUUCUAAGGUUGGUAGGAUCAGCAGCACUGAAGAAUAAAUAUCUAGCUUAAUAAUAAGGUUUGAUGUAGGGUCAGUAUCUAGCUUAAUAAUAAGGUCUUGUACAUGUAGAAUGUUCUUGAUAACAUGCAUGGUGUAUGUAGCAUAUGUACCGCCUGUGAAUUACAGUAAACGUCAGAAUCGUUUGUGUCCCAGCA